CGAGUCCGGCCUUCGAGCAGACGGGCCCUGUACGUCGUGUCGCUCGCAUCCCCCCCCUCCGCGGUGCUAGCAUCCUUAGCAAGAGAGCUGUUAGUGAAGGUAAUGAACUAGAAAAUACUUGAAGAUACUGUGGAUAAGUUUGUCAGGAGAGAAAAUAAAACGACCGACGUAUCAGGCGAAUUUGGGCCCGAGCGAUGACGGAGUGAGACGCCCUCGGGAGCUCGAUCUCCUUGGUUCGCCCGGCCCCCCUCGCCCCGCCCAGGCCGCGCCCUGCCAGCAUGAGCGCCCCGGAUCAAAGCGCCGCUGCCUCCGAGACUCACUUCCAGGUGCAUCUGUCGGCGCCGGAGCGCUAGGGGCGUGAGAGAGAGAAGGAAAGGAAAGGGAACGCCUUGGAAUCUUCUGCGAAAGGAAUGGCGAUGUAUGAGGAGCACCCGAGUGCGUUUCCGCCGACGGAUGCCAGCGUCCUGGGCCAGAACGCGACCGCCUUCCGGGGCGAGACCGACGCACGCUACGGCGAGGUCUCCAACAUCAUGGCGGCGCCCGACUGUUACGCCGACAUGGAGCUCGACUACGUGACGGCGUGCAACCUCACCAACGGCACCAACUUCACGUCCGCCAUCCCCGACAGCCUCACCAACAUCAACAUGACGCAGCUGAUCGCCUAUUCGCUCCUCUUCCCCUUCGCCGCCAUCGGGAACCUGAUGGUGUUCGUCGCGCUCUUCCGCAGCCGCCACCGCAAGUCUCGCGUCAACAUGAUGAUCAUGCACCUCUCCCUGGCCGACAUGAUCGUCACCUUCGUCUUCCUGCCGACGGAGAUCACGUGGCACGUCACCAUCGAGUGGGUCUUCGGGAACUUCGGCUGCAAGAUCUACAAGUUUUUCUCGGCCUUUGGGUUCUACAUGUCGUCCAUGGUGCUCGUGUGCAUCAGCCUCGACCGCUACUUCGCCGUUCUUCACCCGCUCAAAGUGAACGACGCGCAGAGACGGGGCAAGAUAAUGCUGUUCUUCGCCUGGCUCAUCUCCGCCGUGAUCUCGCUCCCGCAGAGCGUGAUCUUCAACGUCCAGCCUCACCCGAAGUUUCCGGAUUUCUACCAGUGCGUCACCUUCGGCUUCUUCAACAGCAACAACGGCGGGGAGAUGAUGUACACCAUCUUCUGCAUAUCGUUCCUGUACUUCAUCCCGCUCACGAUCAUCAUCAUCGCCUACACGAGGAUCAUUCUAGAAAUCAGCCGGAAGAGCAGGGACACGCAGCACGACUAUACCCGCGAGGAGCGCUACCAUGGCCGGCUGCAACUUCGGAGGAGCAACAUGUCCAACAUAGAGCGAGCGAGGACGAGGACUUUGCGCAUGACGUUCAUCAUUGUCAUGGCAUUUAUCUGGUGCUGGACGCCCUAUGCGCUGGCGACUCUGUGGAACUUCAUCGACCCGGUCACGUUCCACAACAUGAACAAACAUGUCCAGGACAUCCUGUUCAUCAUCGCCGUCAGCAACUCGGUCGUUAACCCGUUCAUUUACGGCCGCUACUCCAUCAGCUGUUGCCGAGGCCUCUGGAACACCACCGGCGACCUCUGCUGCUACUGGUUUUGCCCUUGUACCUCCGGCAGGAACCUUGUGCCGCCGCAGCCUCCCAACGCCAACUCCUGCAAGAGCAACGGCCAUUUCAACGGUCAGUCUCGAGUAAAGGUCCGGAAUCUGUUUAUGGAAUGGAACCGAAACUCGAUGCGGUCGUCGAUGCACCCUGAGGCCGAGAUGCAGUCCAUGGUGCCCCUGGGGAUCACAGCCUUCAUGAACCACAAGGCGCCCACGCCCUCUCGCGCCACGCCGCCGCCGCCCACGCCCUCGCCCCACCCUCUGCGUCCCUUCAUGUCCCGCGGCCUGCCCAUGGAGACGCACUUUGAAGAGAACGACGACUCGUCAGGCUACAGCUCUAGCCACGCCCACUCCUUCAGGAGCUACAACGACCUCACCGCAGACCGACCUCAGCGCCCUAACGUGUGGGAAAAUCAUCACUCGUGCUAA
Penaeus chinensis is the source of this 2018-nucleotide messenger RNA. RefSeq names its product adipokinetic hormone/corazonin-related peptide receptor variant I-like. The record is from RefSeq and is a predicted model, not a curated record. Gene Ontology annotation, biological process: G protein-coupled receptor signaling pathway. Gene Ontology annotation, cellular component: membrane. Bases 411 to 2018 code for a protein of 535 amino acids. Gene Ontology annotation, molecular function: peptide binding; G protein-coupled receptor activity. Lineage: Eukaryota; Metazoa; Arthropoda; Malacostraca; Decapoda; Penaeidae. The transcript has 7 exons.